Cryptococcus wingfieldii CBS 7118 is the source of this 2046-nucleotide messenger RNA. RefSeq lists its product as hypothetical. Bases 1 to 2046 code for a protein of 681 amino acids. The record is from RefSeq and is a predicted model, not a curated record. The transcript has 2 exons. Lineage: Eukaryota; Fungi; Basidiomycota; Tremellomycetes; Tremellales; Cryptococcaceae.
AUGACGCUCUACACCCCCGACCGCGCUCUCCUCCUCCCAACAUUCGAAACAUACCGCCUCAAAUCCCUCGACCCAUCCUCCAACCUCCUCUCCUUCCCUCUCCCUGCUCCGGGGGCAACCCAGAGCCGGAUGGGCUACAACCAGCAACACCUCAGCUUUAAGGAAGUGCGCUCGAGGAUUGGGUGGGAUCAUUUGAGUGUGGAUGAAGGCGGGAGGAGGGGGAUGUGGGUUGAUGGGGAGUGGGCAGUUGUUGGGCUUACGCUUGGGGACGAUCUCGAGCCGACAUUCACCAAACUCGCAGACCUUCCCCAGCCUGUAUCAUCUAUCACCCAACAAUGCGAGUUCCCAUCCAUCCUUCCGCUCUCGCAAACUCGCUGGGCUAUCGCGACAGGGAGCGGCUCGCUCUAUAUCCUCCAGACGUCUUCUGCAGAAGAGUCGUCUUUCACCGGAAAGCUCGUAGCGAGAUACGACCUUGUCCUCGAAGGGAGCGAAGGGCAAGCUGUUCCUUUUCUGUUAAGGGCGCAACAUCAAGUCGCAGAGGAUGAUGUUCGCUUGCUCGUCUCGCGCUCUGUCCAACCAGCAGAAGACGGAUCCGGCAAAAGCAGCUUCUCGUCCAUCCAAUCUACACCCUUUGAGCUUUUGGAGCUUUCCUUAAAUUCGACAGUGGAGAACGGUGUGGACGAUGCGCCUGGAGAGUUGAACGUCAAGUGGGCGCUGAGGGGCAAAGACCUGCCUGUUUGGUGUUCUUGGUACCAAGGCGCCGAUGCGCAGGGAUGGAUCGUUCUGAGUGAAGACGAGUUUACGAAAGCUGGAGCAGCCAAAGAAGAGACGGAAGUGGAGAGAAAGAAGAGGGAAAGGGAUGAAAAGGUGUCAAAGUUGGGGCUCGGGGCGACGCUUUCGGCAGAGGACAGGGCGACUAUUGAGGAAGAGAAGGGAGAUGCGAUGGAUGUGGAGGAAGAGCAGGGGGUGUAUCCUUAUACCUGGACUCAGACGCCUGAUACGCUCAACAUCACUAUCCCUGUACCCGAGUCUAUUAGCAGGAAAGACAUCAAACUCGCCCUUUCGCGGUCUUCCUUCUCCUUCUCUCUCUCCACCUUGCCCGCAGACAUCUCCCCUCAGCUCGCUACCUUCCUGCAAAAGAGUGCUCGGCAGUUCUGGUCUGAAAUCGAUCAAGAAGAAUCUUCAUGGACAUUCGAGUCUACCACCCACACCAUCACGCUCGACCUCCAAAAAGUCGACGAAAACGUCCGUUGGCCCUCUGUCUUUUCGUCCCCCAUCGACGAGGAUAGCGAUGAAGAAGAAGACGAAGUCCCCGAAACAUUCUCCGCCGCCCACCUCGCCUCCGUGCGCCAAUCAUUCUCUUCCAUCCAGACCCGCUCCCCGGACGAGCCUCCCCUCCCUCACCCUGCUAUACCCGCUCUUCUGAGGGAAGAGAUGGAUUUCGACCUGGAGGAUGGGGAAGAUUUCGGAGAGACUGAGGGGGAGAAUGGGGAUAUGGGUGGAGGGGGUAAGGUGGGGAGGAAUGUGUCGACUGGGUUCAUACGCGUAGAGACGGGUGAGGCGAGUUGGUCGAGAGGGACGAACAGCGUGUUGUCAUUACCUCUCAACGGAUCGGGCGGAGAGGCGGUGAUUGUCAAGCAAGCUGUUGAUGGUCUGGUAUAUUCCCCUCAGAGAGAGGGACAGCCGAGCAAGAAACCUUGGGCGCAUGUGUCGACAUCCCCAGCGUUGGCAUUUGUCCUCUCUAGCAAACGUGAUAUCCGUCUCGUCCGGCACCUCUCCCCUUCCCCCUCGUCCUCUUCCUCUUCAUCCCUCCCUGUACCAACAACAGUCCUAGCAUUCGACUCGGGCUCAUCCACCGCCGGACAAGGUAACGUCUAUACAUACUACCCGCCUCUCGACAAGGCUAGCGCGCAGCAGGGGGUGUUGUCGUUGAGUGGAGGGGAUAGGGGAGCGUUGUUGGGUGUUGGGUGGUUGAAGGUGGGUGGGGAGGGGGUGGUGGUGGGGCUUUGUGAGAAGGAGCUGGUGGUCCUUAGGGGGGUGGUAUGA